Diutina rugosa is the source of this 2412-nucleotide messenger RNA. RefSeq names its product Kip4p (gene KIP4). Gene Ontology annotation, molecular function: ATP binding; microtubule binding; microtubule motor activity. The coding region runs from base 1 to 2412 and encodes 803 amino acids. The transcript has a single exon. NCBI's taxonomy places the organism in Eukaryota, Fungi, Ascomycota, Pichiomycetes, Serinales, Debaryomycetaceae. The record is from RefSeq and is a predicted model, not a curated record. Gene Ontology annotation, biological process: mitotic spindle organization; microtubule-based movement.
AUGAGCGACGCCAGCUACGACGACGACGUGUCGCUGGACCUGAGCCUGCAGCUCACGUCGCCCUUCAACUACCUGCUGCCCACCCCUCUGGAACGGCUCCCGCUGGCGGGAAACCGGCGGGACUCGGUGGUGCCGCUGAACAAUAACAUCAACGUCAUCUGCCGCUUCCGCCCGCUGUUGGACCAAGAACAGCUGCGGGGAGGCAAAGUGAUCGUCGACACCCCGACAUCAACCCUGUGCGCUCUCCAGGGACGCGAUACAACCGCCAAUUUCACUUUCGACCGCGUGUUUGGCGUCGACCUGGCGCAGCACGAAGUGUACCAGUUUCUGAUCACCCAGACCGUCGAUGACUUAAUGAACGGGUAUAACGGCACCGUAUUGGCCUACGGGCAGACGGGGCUGGGCAAACUGUACACGAUGAUGGGGCUGUCGCUUUACGACGAGGACGAAAGGGGGAUUAUCCCGCGUAUCGCCGAAGACAUUUUCAACCAUAUUGGCCACGGACUGCUGGAUAUCGAGUAUACCGUGGGUGUGCUGUACUUUGAGAUCUACAUGGAGCAAAUCCGCGAUCUUCUCGACGACAGUAACGGCCCCGCUCGCACCCUGCAAUUACGCCGCCAACCGCUGACGGCGCUGGUGCUGGGGGUGCCUGGCGGCGACUUGGUAAACACGACGCCGACUAAGUACCAUAUCCACCAGGAUAAGACUAAUGGCAUCUACGUCAAGGGCCUCAAACAGGCGUUUGUCGCCAGCUCUGAGGAAAUGCUUACCGUGCUCCAAAAGGGGUUAAAGAACCGCACCCAAGGUCAAACGUUGAUGAACCUGGAGUCGCUGAGAUCCCAUGCCAUCUUCCAAAUCAAAUUGACCCAGAAACACGUUGCUACCGAUAUCACUAAGCGGUCACAACUUUUCCUUGUUGAUCUCGCGGGGCUGGAAAAAGUCGAUAAGACUGGCGCCGUGGGUCAAACCCUCGAAGAAGCGAAGAAGAUUAACCUGUCGCUUCUGGCUUUAGGUAACGUUAUCAACUCCUUAACUGACGGCAAGCUGAGUCACAUUCCUUACCGUGACUCUAAGCUUACCCGGAUCCUUCAAGAGUCGUUGGGUGGUAAUCUGCGAACAUCGCUUAUCAUCAACUGUCUGCCGCUGUCGCUUAACGAGCAGGAAACGUUGCUGACGUUGCGAUUCGGUACUAGAGCCAAGAACAUCAAGAACUCCGCCCACGUCAACACCGAAGUGCUGGCCGCCAACUUAAAGCAAAGACUUGCCCAGAUGGAAAAGCUCAAUCAGCAAAACCAAAUCUACAUUCGUCAAUUGGAGCUGGAGCUUAUGCUGUGGCGUCUGGGUGGCCAACCGCCGCCGCUGGUGCCCCCGCUGGCUCGUCUGAGCGUUACUCUCCCUAAUAAUCAUUUGCAUCUCAGUCACCACUCGCUGCUGGUUCCCGGACUGCUGCUACUGAUGAUCUAUCUGCCUCUGAGAGAGUUCCAGCUGCGCCUCCCUGGUCCGCUGGGACGGCUUCUGCAAAUCGGCAGUGCUCGAGACGAAAUUGACCGUCGUGAUAAAAAGAUCAGUGAGCUUGAAGAAAUGUUGCUCAGCUACCGCAUGGACCGGUUGCGCAAUCUGCACCUGGAGGACCUGAAGUUAUUCGGUCUUGAGCUGACGCUUGCCCAGUUGAACGAUAAGCUCACGGAGAUGGAAUUGGUCAACGUUAACUUGCGCAAACACUUGCUUAUCCUGGAAAAGAUCAUCGAGCUGAGAGAUAUCAAAAUUAAUAAGCUUAAGUCACUGCUUAAGGACCAGCAGUUAAUGAUCUCUAGAGAAACGCUUGGGUUUAAGAGCAAGUUGGGUGACAUCCUGCUGAAGUUGGAGUACUUGAACAAGCAAAAGGAAGAAGAGAUUCUGAUCAUGAAGCGUAACUCGGCCGCGCUGCUGGCGGCGGUGCUGACGAUGCUGCUGGCACACCUGGACCCGUCGUCUCGAGAAUACCCUGACAUCGAAAAGGUGCCUACCCACACUACCGUGGAAAUGCUGCGGCUGGUGCGCCUGAGCAAGUCGACCACGGGAGCCCUGCUUGCCUCUAGCCGCAUCAACACGACGCUGGUGACGCUGUUUGCCACUACGAAAAAAAUCACUGACGACGUCGCCCCCGCUACGCAGUCGCCUAAGCUCAAUUUCACUCAAGAGUACGUGCUGAUCGGCGAGUUUUUAGCCGAGCUGAGACGGAGACUGAAGCUUCUUACACCCACGAUCCCCCCGGCUGGCGGCGAACACGACUCGCUGGACACCCUGGGGAUGUUUGACGAGCCGACACUGCCGCUGCUGAAGCUGGGACUCAAUUUGCGCAUUAUCAAGCCGUUCCGCGGGGGGCUGGCAGCCAACCUGGUCCGCUCCUCCAAGGUGGAACUGCUUCUGUAG